AUGGCACCAAUGGCAACUUCCGAAGGUCCGCUCAACGGCGUCGACCCUAAGCCGACCAAUAUCAACGUGGCUAAGGCCAACGGAUACCGCAUGGAUUAUAACGGCUCUUCAACAAAUGGCACCAACAGCGCCAACAGUUCCACGUCCAGACUCUUCUCGCCAGCGUCGGGUUCUCGCCCGACAUCGUCUUCGUCCCGCUCUUACAGAGAGGAGCCUCCGUCCAACGGCAUCAGAUACAGUAAAUCUCAUCGUAUUCCCACAUUUGGAAUACAUGAGGAAGACAAUGCCCCAAGGUCACGGGCGUAUGCCAACGUCCGCACCUACGAUGACGAGGCCCGAAGGCAAUACCCUCGGAUAUCGAAGCCCGUUGAGUUGAUGCGCCACAGCUAUGACUGUGUGGUUAUCGGUUCUGGAUAUGGUGGUGCCGUGGCCGCAUCCCGCAUAGCAAGAACAAAGAAUGCAAGCGGCAAACGCCAGUCUGUUUGUGUACUUGAGCGUGGACAGGAGAAAUGGCCUGGAGAGUACCCUAGUGGUGUUCUCGACGCAUUUGAUCAAGUUCAUGUUUCUGGAGAGUUUGCCCCCGGAUGGCUCCCUAGCACUACCAUCGAGAGGGGUGAUCCGACUGGCAUGUACCAUUUGAUCUUUGGGAAGGGGUUGAAUGCUGUUGUUGGCAAUGGCCUCGGUGGAACUAGCUUGAUGAACGCCAACGUCUUCCUUGAAGCAGACCAGGCUACCUUAUCCAUGCCUAUCUGGCCCAAGGCUAUCAGAGAAGAUCCCAGCUGCUUGGAACAAUACUACCAAAGAGCUAGAGAUGUUCUCGAGCCGACCCAGUAUCCAGACGACUGGCCCGAACUCCCCAAGGUGAACGUCUUGAAGAAACAAGCUGCUGCUCUUGGCCUUUCCAGCAAAUUUAAAAUGGUUCCCCAAACAACUAGAUUCCGCAACGGCCCUAACAGUACCGGCGUGGAAAUGUGCCCGUCCGCGUUGACCGGACAGGACUGCACUGGCGUUAACGACGGGUCUAAAACAACGACGUUGGUGACUUAUCUUGCCGACGCAUGGAAUUGGGGUGCCGAAAUGUUUUGCGAAUGUGAAGUCCGAUACAUUAAGAAGGCCGAGGAGCACAUUGGAGGCUACCUUAUCUUUUUCGCCUGGCAUGGCCGCAACAGAGGCCACUUCAAGGCAAACCUCCACGGAGACUUGAUGUGGGUGCACGCCAAAGAGUGCGUGUUUCUCGGCGCCGGUGCUGUUGGAACCACAGAAAUCCUUUUGAGGAGCAAAGAGAUGGGGCUUUCCAUGAGCUCUCGUGUUGGCGAGAACAUGAGUGGCAAUGGUGAUAUGCUCGCUUUUGGUUACAACAUGGACGAGGAAGCAAAUGCCAUCGGAAAGCCAUUUCCCAACCCCUACAACCCAAUUGGUCCUACGAUUAACUCCGUCAUUGAUGACCGCGAAGGCCACGAGAACCCCCUCGAUGGAUACGUGAUUCAAGAGGGUGCAAUUCCUCGUUCUCUGACGCCCUUCCUCCAGACCUUGUUGGAGAUGAUGCCUGGAUCUGUCGAAGCCACUGGCGAGUCCUUUGCUGAGAAGGUUCGCUCUAAUUUCGCCAGAUACCGAAGUCACAUCUUUGGCGCAUAUCGUCAGGGCGGCUCCAUGGAUAAUACUCAGGUCUACCUCGUCAUGUCUCAUGAUAGCAGCCAGGCCAUGCUCACUCUCAAGGACGACAAGCCUGUUCUCGAGUUCCUUGGCGUAGGACGGAGCGACCAUGUCCGGAAGUUGAACGACUUGCUGGCCAAGGCAACCCAGGCCAUGGGCGGUACCUUCGUCAACAACCCGUUCGCUGCGUUGAUGGGAGGUCAACAAGUCACUGUCCACCCCAUCGGGGGAGCGUGUAUGGCUCGUGACGAUACUGGCGCAACUGGCGUUACGAACGAUGUUGGUGAAGUUUUUGUUGGAGAUGACGACGAGACACAUGAUGGCUUGAUUGUGACGGAUGCCUCUGUCAUACCUGGUGCUAUUGGCGUGAACCCCUUCGCUACCAUCACUGCUCUUGCCGAGCGCUCUGUCGAUGCGUAUAUUCACAAGAGGGAUCUUAUGAUCCACCCCAACCCCAACGGCAUUCUCGAUCUUUUCGGCGAACCCAAGUUCGCGCCGAAGGAGGAGAAGGACACGGUAGAGCUCAAACAAGAGAACGAAAGGAUCCACAAGGCCAAGUCCCUGAUCCACCAUGCCAACAGGGCAAAGGCUGGUGGCUUUGGAUUCACCGAGGUCAUGUCAGGAUUCGUUCAUCGCGACGAUGGGUUGAUUACCGACAAGCGAGACACCUACGAGCUAGCAUACCGAACUGCAAAGAGUCUCUGCGAAAGUGCCAGGUUCUUCCUCAGCGUUCAGUCCUUCAACACCAAGUCUAUGAUCAAGGAGCCCGACCACUCAGCCAUGCUCACUGGCACAUUCGUCUGCCCUACCAUCCGUGGAUCCCCGUUCAUGGUCCAACGUGGAGACUUCAAUCUCUUCAUCUUGGACCAGAAAGCUCCCGGAACGCGUAACAUGACGUACGACUUUGACCUGCGCGGUGUCAAUGGAGAGAAGUAUCAUUUCCAUGGAUACAAGGUGGUCGAUUCAUCGGUUGCUCUGGCCCCUUUCCAGUUCUGGAAGGCCACAAGUACACUUUAUGUCACCAUUUCUGAGCCCAGACGUGGACUGGAGGCUGGCGAUAACUGCGACGAGCAUUGGCGGCUCGGAAAAGUGGUCGCCAAAGGCAUCAUGCACAUCCAGCCCGCCGACUUCGUCUCUCAGAUCAUGACCAUGACACCAACGGGAAGCGGCCUGGUCAAGAAAGCCUACAGCGCGGCGAGUUUCCUGACUUACUUCACCCGCAAGUCACUGUCUCUUUUCCUGGCCCCAUUCACCCCAUUGCAAUACCCGAGCGUCAACUAUAACGGCUACGUCAACGACACUCCUCCAACGGCCUCGUUCGUCAUUGUUGCUCAGGACAAUGUCAAGACACGGAUGCACAUGUGGGAGUCGACCAACCCAAACAUCGAGACGAAGAACCUCUUUUUGAUUCCCGGCGCCGCCGUCGAUCAUCAGAUUUACGCCUUGCCCACGAUCAAAUACAACGCGGUCAACUACUUCACUCGCGCCGGCUACCGCGUUUUCAUCACGGUUCACCGCAUCGGUCAGCUCAUGGUCGCCCAGAACAACUGGACAACCUACGACGCCAGAUUAGACCUCCAAGCCUGCAUCGAGCACAUCCGUCAGGACUACUCGGACGGCAAUUCCAAGGACAACAAAGUCUACACCAUCGCGCACUGCAUGGGUAGUGUUGCAUUCUCCUGCGGCCUCCUUGACGGUACCAUCCCGGGAUCCUGGAUCCAGGGCAUCACUUGCAGCCAGGUCUUCAUGAAUCCUAUUUGGAGCACUCUCAACAUGGCCAAGGUCAUGGCUGGUCCGAUACCGCUCGAUAAAAUGUACAAGAUGGUCCUUGGCAACUGGUUUUCUUGCAGCACCGCCAAGGAUGACAGCAUUCUCCAGCGUGCCCUCAACGAGCUCCUCCGGCUGUACCCGGAAGAGCGCAAAGAGAUCUGCAACAACGCCUGCUGCCAUCGCUGUACGCUCGUUUUCGGCCGUUGCUGGAACCACGCCAACCUCAACGAGGCUACCCAUAGACAGAUGGACCGCUUCUUUGGCGGCGUCAAUAUGACACAGCUGCAUCUCCUCAUGAAGCAGGGCUUUGACGGGCAUGUCAUGACCAACGGGCCCCUGUUUCAGCCGCUCACGACGCCGCAGAACAUCCGCAGGCUGCGGGGCAUCCCAAUCAUGCUCUUCGUCGGCCGCGACAACGCUGUCCUCACGCCAGAGGCGACGGAGAGGACGUACGAGAUCCUCUGCGACACCUUUGGGUCUCACGGUAGACAGCUCGACGGCGGUGCUCCGGCUGGCAUUCAGUACCGCCGCCGUGUUGUUCCGGGCUACGGACAUUUGGACUGCUGGAUGGGUCGCAACGCGUGGAAGGAUGUGUACCCCUUCGUCCGUGAAGAGGUGGACCGCGUGGUGCGCGGUGAGGACUACCACUUUGUCGACCCAGACGACAAGUUCACCCGGAUGGUGGAAAGCGGCGAGCUACUGUACUAA
Colletotrichum gloeosporioides is the source of this 4131-nucleotide messenger RNA. Its product is annotated as Cholesterol oxidase. The coding region runs from base 1 to 4131 and encodes 1376 amino acids. The transcript has 5 exons. Lineage: Eukaryota; Fungi; Ascomycota; Sordariomycetes; Glomerellales; Glomerellaceae. The record is from RefSeq and is a predicted model, not a curated record. Gene Ontology annotation, molecular function: flavin adenine dinucleotide binding; oxidoreductase activity, acting on CH-OH group of donors.